UAAUCCACACGAAAACAAAUACUGUUUUGUUUUCCUUAUUGAUAUUGUCGCCAAUCAGGGAAUUUUUGAUCAAAUCGAAUCUCGAAUUCGUCGUGAGCAAUGGUGCUUUCGCAGAAGAUUCAUGGAGCAUUCAAAGGCGCGGUGGAGAGGAUGACGGGUCCUCGAACGGUCUCUGCUUUCAAGGAGAAGGGAGUUCUCAGCGUCAGCGAGUUCGUUCUCGCCGGCGACAAUCUCGUCUCCAAGUGCCCUACCUGGUCAUGGGAAGCUGGUGAUCCGAGCAAAAGGAAGCCGUAUCUGCCGUUGGAGAAGCAGUUUUUGAUUACUAGGAAUGUACCUUGUCUACGAAGAGCUGCUUCUGUGGCGGAGGAUUAUGAAGCUGCUGGAGGUGAAGUUUUGGUUGAUGAUGAAGAUAAUGAUGGUUGGCUUGCUACUCAUGGAAGACCUAAAGAUAAAGGUAGUGAAGAUGAAGACUUGCCAUCCAUGGAUGCCUUGGAAAUAAACGAGAGAGAUACUACUCAACCUAGGUGUGGUGGAGAUGAGGAGGAAGAGAUUCCAGAUAUGGAGGAUUUUGAUGAGAUUGACAAUGAUCCUGCAACUCUUCAGUCGAAUAUUCUUGUGGCUCAAGAACCAGAUGAUGAUAAUAUCCUUAGGACCAGAACAUAUGAUGUUAGCAUCACGUAUGACAAGUAUUACCAAACUCCCCGUGUUUGGUUAACCGGCUAUGAUGAGUCAAGGAUGUUACUGCAACCUGAACUUGUAAUGGAGGAUGUUAGUCAAGACCAUGCACGCAAAACGGUAACGAUAGAAGAUCAUCCACACUUGCCUGGGAAACACGCUUCAGUUCAUCCAUGUCGACAUGGAGCUGUUAUGAAGAAGAUCAUUGAUGUAUUAAUGUCACGUGGAGUGGAGCCUGAAGUUGACAAGUAUCUCUUCUUGUUCUUGAAGUUUAUGGCAUCGGUUAUUCCAACGAUAGAGUAUGAUUACACAAUGGACUUUGAUCUCGGUAGCUCAAGCACUUAAUUGCAGAUGGAACACACACAUUUGCUCUUGAUUGUGAGAAGCAAGAAAGUUACUGGAGUGGCUCUUCACUGUGUAUAAUAUGGAGUACUCUCUUUUUAUUAUAAGUUUAUUUUCCAUUUUUCGUUUGGGACCUUCAUAUAUUUUCUAUAUUAAAAAGUGUUUUCUAUUA
Brassica napus (rape) is the source of this 1189-nucleotide messenger RNA. RefSeq names its product autophagy-related protein 3-like. Bases 100 to 1020 code for a protein of 306 amino acids. Gene Ontology annotation, molecular function: Atg8-family ligase activity. The record is from RefSeq and is a predicted model, not a curated record. The transcript has 9 exons. Gene Ontology annotation, biological process: autophagy of mitochondrion; nucleophagy; autophagosome assembly. Lineage: Eukaryota; Viridiplantae; Streptophyta; Magnoliopsida; Brassicales; Brassicaceae. Gene Ontology annotation, cellular component: cytosol; cytoplasmic ubiquitin ligase complex.